Messenger RNA from Pogona vitticeps (central bearded dragon), 4407 nucleotides. The record is from RefSeq and is a predicted model, not a curated record. Lineage: Eukaryota; Metazoa; Chordata; Lepidosauria; Squamata; Agamidae.
AUGGGUGUUCAGGAUGUUACUUUGGUAGCCCAGGAGGGGAGCAAGGGGCAUUACCGGUACCACUGGCAGAGCCACAAUGUCAAGCAGAGUGGUGUGGAUGACAUGGUUCUACUCUCCAAGAUCUCGGAAGACUCCAUUGUGGAGAACCUCAAGAAGCGCUAUAUGGAUGACUACAUAUUUACAUAUAUUGGAUCGGUGCUGAUCUCUGUGAAUCCAUUCAAACAGAUGCCAUAUUUUGGGGAGAAAGAAAUUGAAAUGUACCAAGGAGCUGCUCAGUAUGAAAACCCACCACAUAUUUAUGCUCUGGCAGACAGUAUGUACCGAAACAUGAUCAUUGACAGAGAAAACCAAUGUGUGAUCAUCAGUGGUGAAAGUGGUGCUGGAAAGACUGUGGGAGCCAAGUACAUCAUGAGUUACAUCUCCAAAAUAUCAGGAGGAGGCCCGAAAGUACAGCAUGUGAAGGACAUCAUUCUGCAGUCCAAUCCUCUUUUGGAGGCUUUCGGAAAUGCCAAGACCGUUCGGAACAACAAUUCCAGCAGAUUUGGGAAAUACUUUGAAAUCCAGUUCAGUCCAGGUGGGGAGCCAGAUGGAGGCAAGAUAUCCAACUUCUUGCUGGAAAAAUCUCGGGUGGUCAUGAGGAAUCCUGGAGAGAGAAGCUUCCACAUUUUUUACCAGAUGAUUGAAGGUGCCUCCAGCGAGCAAAAAUCCACCCUUGGCCUCACUAGCAUGGACUACUAUUACUACCUGAGUCUCUCAGGGUCCUACAAAGUGGAGGACAUUAAUGACAAAAUAGAUUUCCAGGAAACUCUGCACGCCAUGAACGUGAUCGGCAUCUUUGCAGAGGAACAGGCGCUGGUCCUGCAGAUUGUGGCUGGGGUGCUGCACUUGGGCAACAUCAGCUUCAAAGAAGCUGGCAACUAUGCCGCCGUGGAGAGCGAGGAGUUCUUGGCGUUUCCAGCCUUCCUCCUGGGAAUCAACCAGGGCCGCCUUAAAGAGAAGCUGACCAGCCGGCAGAUGGACAGCAAGUGGGGAGGGAAAUCAGAGUCCAUCAACGUGACCCUCAAUGUGGAACAAGCAUGUUACACAAGGGAUGCCUUGGCCAAAGCGCUUCAUGCCAGAGUCUUUGAUUUCUUGGUGGAUUCAAUUAACAAGGCUAUGGAAAAAGAUAAUGAAGAAUAUAAUAUUGGUGUCCUGGACAUCUAUGGCUUUGAAAUAUUUCAGAAAAAUGGGUUUGAACAGUUUUGCAUCAAUUUUGUCAACGAGAAGUUACAACAGAUCUUUAUUGAAUUGACUCUGAAGGCAGAGCAGGAAGAAUACGUGCAAGAAGGAAUUCGUUGGACUCCCAUUGAUUACUUCAACAAUAAGAUUGUUUGCGAUCUCAUAGAAAACAAAGUGAACCCACCGGGCAUCAUGAGCAUUCUAGAUGACGUCUGUGCCACCAUGCACGCUGUGGGCGAGGGAGCUGACCAGACCCUGCUGCAGAAGCUCCAGAUGCAGAUUGGGACACAUGAACACUUCAACAGCUGGAACCAGGGCUUCAUCAUCCACCAUUAUGCUGGAAAGGUGUCCUACGACAUGGAUGGCUUCUGUGAAAGGAACCGAGAUGUUCUUUUUAUGGAUCUGAUUGAACUCAUGCAAAGUAGCGAUCGGCCUUUUAUAAAGGCACUGUUUCCGGAGAGCCUCCAGCCUGACAAGAAAGGUCGACCUACGACUGCUGGAAGCAAAAUCAAGAAGCAAGCCAAUGACCUCGUGGGCACUCUGAUGAAAUGCACUCCUCACUACAUCCGCUGCAUCAAGCCCAACGAAACGAAAAAGCCCCGUGACUGGGAAGAAAGCAGGGUAAAACACCAAGUGGAGUAUCUUGGGCUCAAAGAAAAUAUUCGAGUUCGGCGAGCAGGUUAUGCUUAUAGGCGAGUGUUUCGGAAAUUCCUAGAGAGGUAUGCCAUCCUGACCAAAGCAACCUGGCCCUCUUGGAAAGGAGAUGAAAAACAAGGUGUUCUCCACCUACUCCAUUCGGUCAACAUGGACCCUGACCAAUACCAGCUUGGGAAAACAAAAAUCUUCAUCAAAGCACCAGAGUCUUUAUUUCUGCUGGAAGAGAUGAGGGAACGUAAAUAUGAUGGUUAUGCGCGGACAAUCCAGAAGGCGUGGCGGAAGUAUGUGGCCAGGAAGAAAUAUGUACAAAUGAGAGAAGAAGCCUCUGAUCUGCUGCUGAACAAAAAGGAAAGAAGGCGGAACAGUAUCAACAGGAACUUUGUCGGAGACUAUAUUGGCAUGGAGGACCGCCCGGAGUUGCGGCAGUUUUUAGGCAAACGAGAAAAGAUUGAUUUUGCAGACACAGUCAUCAAAUAUGACAGAAGAUUUAAGGGCAUCAAACGAGACCUCAUCCUGUCACCAAAGUGCAUGUACCUGAUUGGGCGUGAAAAGGUGAAACAGGGGCCAGAGAAGGGCCAAGUGAAGGAGGUGCUCAAGCGACGCAUUGAGGUGGAGAGAAUCCUUUCUGUUUCUUUAAGCACGAUGCAAGAUGACUUCUUUGUCUUACACGAGCAAGAAUAUGACAGCCUUCUUGAAUCAGUCUUCAAAACAGAGUUUCUGAGCCUUCUGUCCAAGCGCUAUGAGGAGAAAAUGCAAAGAAGGCUGCCUCUGAAAUUUAGCAAUACGCUGGAAGUGAAGUUGAAAAAAGAGAACUGGGGUCCUUGGAAGGCUGGUGGUUCUCGGCAGGUGCAGUUCAGCCAAGGUCAAGGAGACACUGCCAUCCUCAAGCCAAGCAAUAAAGUGCUGCAGGUCAGCAUUGGGCCUGGACUUCCAAAGAACUCCCGCCCCACAAGGAGGAACGCAAGCCAAGACAGAGGGUAUUCCAGUCGGACAGCAGGCCAGAACUACCCCAUGAGGGCUGCUCCCCCUCCCCCUGGUCUUCAUCAGAAUGGGGUGAUAAGGAUCCCGCAACACACUCCGCAGCCUCAAGGCCCAGCAAACCAGCACACUAGCCAGAGAAGCCUGUACACAAGUAUGGCGUGCCCGCCGUUGCCGCAGGUCUCGGGUGGAUUAGACAGAGGUUCUCAUCAGCCUGGCAGCCUGGACUUCCUCAGAGUGCCAGACCAAGGUGCUGCAGGUGCUCGCAGGCACACUACGAACCGGCCCCCGCCUGCGGGGGGCAGACCCAAGCCCCAGCCCAAGCCCAAGCCUCAGGUACCCCAGUGCAGGGCGCUGUACGCCUACGACGCUCAGGACACAGACGAGCUCAGCUUUAAUGCCAGUGAUGUCAUAGAUAUUAUCAAAGAAGAUCCCUCAGGCUGGUGGACGGGCAGGUUGAGAGGGAAACAAGGACUUUUCCCAAACAAUUAUGUGACCAAAGUGUAAAUCCUGCAUCACGAGAAGCCCUUGUCCAAGGCAAAGGUGCCGAGGGACAGGUUUUACAAACCUUGUAAAUGACCCGUAAAGUGACAACUGUUUACAGAAUCUCUCACUUCAGGAGUGAAAUGAAAGCCGAAGACGGGCACCCAAGCACCUUCUCCAAGAAGCCAAAGCGCAUGCCUCAGAUGACCACCAAACCAAGGAAUUAUUUAUUUUAUUGAGCACGUUUUCCUCACAAAAGAGGGCUGUGUUUAAAUUACUUUACAUUCCUUUGCCCCCUUUUGGCUUAAAUUCUGGAAACAGCAAGGGUGCUUCUUGAGGGCACUGGAAAAGUUAAACUUCCUGUGCAAGUGCCUUUAGUUGCCCUCCUGACUCUCUUCUAAAUUCUCUUUAGCAAAACAAUGGCAUUAUAUGCACCUUUCUUCUGUGGGUGAUGUCACAGAGGAGCAAAGUAAUAAGUUAUGCUGCUACCUGCCUUAGAAAUGUAGGUGUCUCAUUUCUUUGGAACCUUAUCGUUCCCACCCCACCCACCUGCCCAACAUAUGUUUUAAAGAGCUCAUAACAUUCUCAUCCAGGUUUGCUUGAGAACUCUUGACGAUUCUGAAAAGGCACUGCAACCAAAGGAAGGCAGUAUUGUAUGCUGUAAAUGGCUCACAUUGGUUGAUUAAUGUGGCUGGUCCAUAUUUGUUUUUAUUAUUGUAUCAGUGGCAGGGGGCGGGGUGGGCGGGAACACUUCCCUCUUCCCUUCUGGGAAGCUGUAGACUAAACUAAAAGAUCACAUACAAUGUUGAUUUUGAAAUGAAAUUGAAGAGAGAAACCUGUAUGAAUGCAACCAGCAGUCAUCUGCUGUGCUUGUCUAGGAAGGUGGCUUGAUUAGCAUUAGGGGACCAGGUACUUCUACGUAUGCACUAUCAUUAAAAGGUCAGGGUUAGUGCGCUUUAUUAAGCUCAGCUUCCACCUGCCUCAAGUCACAAGAGCUGUUGCUUACUCCACUGCAUGCCAGUUUAUCCAUUCUCUUCUCAAUUGCCAUCAAUAAAAAAACAUAGGAAUUAA